AUGGGCCGCUUAGAGAAAUUAGCACUAUCACAGGAGGGUAUGCUGAAGGUGGAGCCACAUCGUCGGCCCAAAGGACACGCUCCCGGAAAGCGCAUUACGGAAGUGUUCAGUGCAAAAAGGGAUGUAAGCAGACUGCAACGACGUGUUGGAGGCGUUGCAAUAACCUUUGACCAAAGAGAUGAAGAAGACAUCCUCCACCCGCAUGAUGAUGCAUUGGUGGUAACGAUGCAAGUGGUGAACUUCAGGACCCAGAGGAUCCUGAUCGAUAAUGGCAGUUCAGCUGAUAUCCUAUUUUGGGACACUUUUAUCAAAAUGGGCAUUAACCCAGAUCGGCUACACCCGGCGCCAAUGCCCCAUGAGGACUUCACUGGGGACGUCGUUCAUCCAGUGAGGGUCAUUACUCUCUCAAUCUUGGCAGGAAGGGCGCCCAGAACCGCAACCACUAUGAGCGAUUUCUUGGUUGUCAAGGCCCCAUCUUCAUACAAUGUCAUACUAGGACGCCUCACCCUAAACAGCUUGAAGGCAAUGACGUCUACCUUUCACCUUAAAGUGAAGUUUCCCACCAACUCGGGAGUCGGCGAAAUCCAUGACAAACAGGUCUUGCCACAAGAAUGCUAUGACAAGGAAAUGAGACAUGAGGCAAGAGUCGUGGCGGCCACUGAAGUACCAGAAGAAAGCUCGAGCCCGGAUCAACCCCAGUCUUGA
Molecule: messenger RNA, 705 nt
Organism: Juglans microcarpa x Juglans regia
Lineage: Eukaryota; Viridiplantae; Streptophyta; Magnoliopsida; Fagales; Juglandaceae
Exons: 1
Coding region: 1-705 (234 amino acids)
Source: RefSeq, a predicted model, not a curated record